CUCUUCAUUAAUUUCUCUAAUUUGUGAAGUGGCACAAUCACGUAAGGUUGAUUUCCGUGUUAUUGUCGUUGAUUCCCGACCCUUCUGUGAAGGUCAGGAACUGUUGCGCCGCCUAACAGCCAAAGAAAUUCCCUGCACUUAUGUUCUAAUCAAUGCAAUCAGUUUUGUUAUGCCUGAGGUGACAAAAGUGUUGUUGGGUGCCCAUGCAUUGUUGGCCAACGGUUAUGUUAUGGCACGCACGGGUACAGCACAAGUGGCGUUGGUGGCUCGAUCCUUUAAUGUUCCCGUCCUGGUAUGCUGUGAAACACAUAAAUUUAGUGAACGUUUUCAAACUGAUGCCAUUGUCUAUAAUGAAUUGGGUAAUCCGGAUGAUAUUGUUGUUGAUGAUAAAUGUUGCCUUUCAAAUUGGCAGGCUAAACAUAAAAUGUCUCCGUUGAAUUUGAAUUAUGACAUAACUCCACCAGAAUUGGUAACAGCUGUGGUCACAGAAGUUUCCGUAUUGCCAUGUACAAGUGUUCCGGUUAUAUUGCGUAUGAAACCUGAUUGGUCUAUUGUCUAAG
Messenger RNA from Musca vetustissima, 560 nucleotides. RefSeq names its product translation initiation factor eIF-2B subunit delta-like. The annotation marks the transcript as partial. Lineage: Eukaryota; Metazoa; Arthropoda; Insecta; Diptera; Muscidae. The transcript has a single exon. The record is from RefSeq and is a predicted model, not a curated record.